Molecule: messenger RNA, 3650 nt
Organism: Haliotis rufescens (red abalone)
Lineage: Eukaryota; Metazoa; Mollusca; Gastropoda; Lepetellida; Haliotidae
Exons: 7
Coding region: 117-713 (198 amino acids)
Biological process (GO): phospholipid biosynthetic process
Cellular component (GO): membrane
Molecular function (GO): phosphotransferase activity, for other substituted phosphate groups
Source: RefSeq, a predicted model, not a curated record
ACCCCGGUGUUUGUACAACAUAGAUGGCAAUGCACACUCUAGUCAAGUGAUAGCUUGCACGACCACUGGUGACAUUGGCAAUGUAGACUGACAGGUCAACAGUUUUAUAUUGCACGAUGGGGUGGGAGGUGCUGCUGUUUGUACCUAAUGUUAUAGGCUACAUCAGAAUAGUGUUGGCCAGUGUUGCGAUUGUAUUCUUCUACCAUCCUGUCCCUUGCACCAUCCUUUAUGGAAUUUCAAUACUUUUAGAUGGCAUAGAUGGGUAUGCAGCAAGAAAACUGAACCAGACGUCAGCCUUUGGAGCAUGGUUUGACAUUGUGAUUGACAACUUCAGCCGAGGCCUGCUGUGGUGCUCGUUGUACAAGUGGGGCUACCUGGUGGUGUUUGUAGAAUGGGUGACAUUCAUGAGCACACACAGCAGGGGCUCCAACUGGAAGAUGCCAGAGGAGCAUUUCCCUACCCUUGUCCAGCUGGUCAUGGCUAAUGGCUUCAAAAGCCCCCUAGGAUGCUAUGCAGUAGGGAGCCUGCACAUUCUACCCCUGUGGAUGUACAUGUAUGAGAUGAGGGUGCUGACUCUCACACUGGGGGCUCCAGACAUCUUCAUGUACAUAGGCAUCGCAGUCUUUACCAUAGGACGAACUAUCUGCUUAAGUGUAGAGGUGUUCUACGUGUAUCACUACAUCAAGCACCUGGUCGACUGCCAUGAGAAGUAGCCACAGAGCAGCAUUUAGCAACAUCAAUUUCCAUGGCAACAAGAAGAACCUUGUAAGGUUGCAGUGAAAUAUAAGCAGGGGUCACUAAGUCACCUUUGAAACAAGACAAUAUUACACAUCUGUUUUAUAAUAAGUUGAGCUUAUAUCAUAACAGGCACACAGCCUUGCUUAUUUCACUUUAUCACACUGUUGGCAUUCCAGAUGUGCUAUCAUGCAUAGUAUUUAUUCCAUUUUGAGAAAUCUAAAUAUCAAAAAGGCUUUUUGUGAUACAUUUUUUCCAAUUUAUAUGAACGUGUUCAGAACCAUUUCUUUAAUUAUGCAGAUUCUGAGGGCCAACUAGUCCCUUUAUCAUACCUUAUAGAAGUUUCAUGCAACAUAUAAAAGGUAUGUUUGAAAUGUGUAUUGCACUGAACAAGUUAAGAAAACAUACAUGGUGCAAACCUCCAGGCACCGUUGAGGGAAGUGAGAACAUAAUUACUGCAUCAGACAGAACUAGUAGCAGUCUGACUCUCAGACUAUUUCAACACUAUUAAUACUCAAGACUAUUAGAUGUUGAUCACUUGGUGGAGUCAAGAAAUGUAGCAAGUGUUCAAGACAUCUGUUGGAGCAUAGUGUAAUUUAGUGAUGACUAGAGGCUAAUUAAUAUCUGUGAUAUGAUCUCAAUAGGUAGAGAUUGAAGGUGAGUGUUAAUUAAUGGACACUACACAUCUGCCUUUCUUGUAGUGUUUGUCAUGACAACGUUACUUCCAUAUAACAUACAUACAUUAUGUCGAUCCUCUUCUCUUAAGUUUUAAAAAGGAGUGGUUUAAUGUUGUAUGUUUGACAUUUGUGGGUGUGAUAUUUUGGAUAAAUGAGGAAAACAGGAUGUAUUGUUUAAAAAUGAAAUACUAGUAUUUAUAUCAUGUGACAUUGUUAAUAUAUUUUUUUUAGGUUUACUACAUAUGCCUUUUUUGGGUGUGAAGUCAUUCCCUUUGAUAAGAGAAUACAGCACCUUUCAGGACAUGUGAUGACUUUCAUGCAUGAUACAUUCUUACACUUGUUGACAUAUCCCAACAAAGUGUAUUUUACAGCUGUCAAUUUCAGAUUUAAGGAUCUGAGAAAUGAACUUUUUAUGACAAGUUAAUUUUAAACUAUCUCAAGGACCCACACCUACCUGCUCCCAUCCCUAUGUUGAGCUGCAUACUUGCUCCCAUCCCUAAGUAGAGCUGCAUACUUUCUCCCAUCCCUAAGUUAAGCUGCAUACUUUCUCCUAUCCCUAAGUUAAGCUGCAUACUUUCUCCCAUCCCUAAGUAGAGCUGCAUACUUGCUCCCAUCCCUAAGUAGAGCUGCAUACUUUCUCCCAUCCCUAAGUUGAGCUGCAUACCUGCUCCCAUCCCUAAGUAGAGCUGCAUACUUUCUCCCAUCCCUAAGUUGAGCUGCAUACUUUCUCCCAUCCCUAAGUUGAGCUGCAUACUUUCUCCCAUCCCUAAGUUGAGCUGCAUACUUUCUCCCAUCCCUAAGUUGAGCUGCAUACCUGCUCCCAUCCCUAAGUAGAGCUGCAUACUUUCUCCCAUCCCUAAGUUGAGCUGCAUACUUUCUCCCAUCCCUAAGUUGAGCUGCAUACUUUCUCCUAUCCCUAAGUUGAGCUGCAUACCUGCUCCCAUCCCUAAGUAGAGCUGCAUACUUUCUCCCAUCCCUAAGUUGAGCUGCAUACCUGCUCCCAUCCCUAAGUAGAGUUGCAUACUUUCUCUCAUACCUAAGUAGAGCUGCUUUACCGUGCUGCAUACUUGCUCCCAACCCUAACUUGAGCUGCAUGCUUGCUCCCAUCCCUAAGUUGAGCUGCUUUACCGUGCUGCAUACUUGCUCCCAACCCUAACUUGAGCUGCAUACUUGCUCCCAACCCUAACUUGAGCUGCAUGCCUGCUCUCAUCCCUAAUAAAGUUGUUCACUACAAAGUCAGUGAUUACAUACGAGAGGGUGCCAACCUCCUAUUGGUAUGCCGAGUACUGUUACGUGGUAUGCUGGAUGCCAAGUACUGUUACGUGGUAUGCUGGAUGCCAAGUAUUGUUACGUGGUAUGCUGGAUGCCAAGUACUGUUACAUGGCAUGCUGGAUGCCAACUACUGUUACAUGGCAUGCUGGAUGCCAACUACUGUUACCUGGCAUGCUGGAUGCCAACUACUGUUACCUGGCAUGCUGGAUGCUGAGUACUGUUACCUGGCAUGCUGGAUGCCGAGUACUGUUACGUGGCAUGCUGGAUGCCGAGUACUGUUACAUAGUAUGCUCGGUACCGCAGUGCAGCAGCAGGAUCUGUGAAAUCUUUAUCUGGUAUGUGGAUCCCUAUAUUUAAAUAUAUUGUGUCUUUUUUCUUGCAAAGAGUGACAUAUCAACAAAAUAUUUAUAUAAAUAAUCAAAUAAGGGCCAGACAAGUCAGUGGUUGAUGAUAAGUCUCCAAAGAUUCCCUAACAAUUGCUAUGCAGCAAGUUUCAGUCUAUUUUUGCCAGUUGAAAACAACCUUGAAUUAAAAUGAUAUACUGUAUUACACAUUCAUUGAACAUAAUGCUCAAUUUCAAAAUAUUUUAUCAUGUUUUGUUUCACCUUUCUCCCACCUAUUGUGAUAUGAGAUCACUUUUUAUAUAAUUUGUCCAUCGACAACGAAACAUUGUUCAGAAUAACCUGUAUACCAAGUGAUUAAGGAAAGAGGUGUAAGCAAUACUGACUUGUGUACAUUGGAAGGAUGUGACACAACUACAGGAGCUACAUGUGUCCCCAGACCUUGCAGUGUAUGUUCGGGGCAAUCCCCUUACCACCUGGUGUUCUGACUGGGUGUUUUGCAUAAUAUGAGAGUCAGUUAGAUGGAAGGUGGGUAAACAAGCCCUUGGUCAUUUGUAAUAUCUUUUAAAGAUUUUUUGUAUUUUUAUUCCUUGUUAUUAAAUGUUAUUAAAUGGGUUUUAGAUGA